AUGAGUAAAAAUUUGACUUUAUGUAAUGAACACAAAAGCUUUAGAUUAGAAUUGGUUCGCGCUCUAAUCAAUGAUGCAACAAUUAAUCCUCUCAAACGUACAACGCGAAGUGAAGGACAAAGCCAGGUUGAAAAAGAAGCUGAAAAUAAAAAAGCCCGAGUUUUUGAAAAUUUUAAACUACCACUAAGCCGAUUUGUUGGCAAUGAUCAUUUUCCGGAAUACAAUGAAAGGAGAGCUUGUCUGUGGUGUCGAUAUAUACGAAAAAAAGAAAACAAGCCGGCUUUACAGAAUCCACCCCAAUCUAAUAUAUGGUGUAGUAAGUGUGAUGUUGCGCUGUGUUGUAACAAAGAACGCUCAUGUUUUAAGGAUUUUCAUACUCUUGAAGAUUAA
This is a messenger RNA of Dentiscutata erythropus, 390 nucleotides long. The record is from the annotation of a GenBank genome assembly. NCBI's taxonomy places the organism in Eukaryota, Fungi, Glomeromycota, Glomeromycetes, Diversisporales, Gigasporaceae.